This is a messenger RNA of Hordeum vulgare subsp. vulgare (domesticated barley), 3842 nucleotides long. RefSeq names its product disease resistance protein Pik-2-like. Lineage: Eukaryota; Viridiplantae; Streptophyta; Magnoliopsida; Poales; Poaceae. The coding region runs from base 101 to 3697 and encodes 1198 amino acids. The transcript is spliced from 4 exons. Gene Ontology annotation, molecular function: ADP binding. Gene Ontology annotation, biological process: defense response to other organism. The record is from RefSeq and is a predicted model, not a curated record.
UUGUACGUGCUUACUCGUUUCGGAGAGUACUGUUUUUCCAACUCGAGGGCGUCCUGAUAGCCGUCUAGGACGUUGUUACCGCAAAGUACUGCCCGCGCUAAUGGAGGCCACGGCGCUCAGCAUUGGAAAGUCCGUGCUGGAUGGAGCGCUUGGCUAUGCCAAAUCCGCUCUCGCGGAGGAGGUGGCUCUGCAACUUGGAGUCCGGCAAGAUCAAGUCUUCAUCACCAACGAGCUCGAGAUGAUGCAGGCUUUCCUUAUGGCCGCCCACGAAGAGAGAUUCGAUGACGACAGGGUCGUCAAGGUGUGGGUGAAGCAAGUCCGGGACGUGGCCUAUGACGUCGAGGACACCCUCCAGGAAUUCGCAGUCCGCCUCAAAAAGCAGUCUUGGUGGCGUAUCUGUCGCACACUUCAAGAUCGGCGUCGUGUGGCCAAGCAGAUGAAGGAUCUCAGAGCCAAUGUGGAGGAUGUCAGCCAGAGGAACAUGCGCUACAACCUCAUCAAGGGCCCUGGCUCAAAGGCUGCCACUUUUGGUGACAACUCUGGCAUCACUAGUGCAAAGAUGUCUGCCAUGGAUGAAGGGAAGCGGCAACAUGAUAAAGCUAAAGUAGAUCUGAUUCGUUUGAUCAACAAGAAGGAUGACAACCUUAGAGUCAUCGCUGUGUCUGGGACAAGUACUGGCCAUCUUGAGAAGAUGUCCGUCAUUAAAAGUGCCUAUGAAGAUCGAAAUGUACACAUGAAGUUUGAGUGCCGAGCCUGGAUCACUGGGUUCAUGUGUCCUUUCAGUUUAUCUGAGUUCCUGCGAAGAAUUAUAGAACAGUUUCAUGUAAAUUUUCUUCAGGGAACAGGGGACAAAGGAAAAACAACGUUAGAGAUACCAGUACUGAGGAGGAUGGGGAUGAUGAAUGAAGAUGAUUUGGUUGAUGAGUUCACGAAAUAUUUGAGUGAGAAGAAGUAUCUGAUUGUACUUAAUGGCAUAAACACCAUUAAAGACUGGGCUCACCUUAAGCCAUGCUUCCGGGAUAGCAAGAAAGGAAGCCGCAUCAUAGUGUCCGCAGAGCAAGUUGGAGUUGCAAGCUUAUGUGUUGGACCAGAUGAUGCAGCGCCAGAGUAUAUGCGGUUUUUUGCCGAUGAGAAUAUUUACGCUUUCUACGAAAAGGGUUCCCAAGAUGGCACAGAUUCAAUGGAGGCCGUGUCUACUUCAAAUGCGGAUACUGCCAGUGGUGACAGCUCCGCCAAUAUGAAGACACUCAAUCGCACACCGACCUUGCUCGCAGCUUUCAAGGAAUCCAAGCUUAUUGGGCGAGAGACUGAAAAAAGAGAAAUUGUUAAAUUGGUUACAAAUGUAGACAGCCGACAACUUGAAGUGAUCAGUGUGUGGGGAAUGGGUGGUCUUGGAAAAACCACACUAGUCAGAGAUGUCUACCAAAGUCAAGACCUCAGCAGGGAGUUUGAGAAGCGUGCUUGUGUGACAGUUUUGCGUCCUUUCGAUCUUGACGCUCUCCUCAAGGAUUUAGCUACACAGUUUGGCUACAACGGUGUCUCAGAAAUGGAUACAAAAUUAGCAGGACAUAAAUACUUGAUUGUUCUUGAUGAUCUAUCGUCCAAUGCCGAAUGGGACAUUAUAAUACCACAUUUUCCUGCGAUGGAAACAUCAAGCCGGAUCAUAGUCACCACAAGGGUAAAGGGUAUUGCUAUACACUGUUCAAGGAAACAUGAAAAUGUGUACGAGCUGCAAAGUCUAGGACAUAGCAGUGCACUUGACCUCUUCACCGAAAAGGUAUUUGGGAAGACUACCAAUUUCUAUGAGCAAUAUCCUGAAUUGUCUGAACCAGCAAAUCUGAUCCUAAAAAAAUGCAGCGGACUUCCACUUGCAAUAGUCACCAUAGGUGGAUUCUUGUCGAACCAGACUAAAUCCUCUCUGGAAUGGAGGAGAUUGAAUGAGCGUAUGAGCACUGAGUUGGAGAUGAAUCCAGAACUUGGGUAUAUAAGGACCGUCCUUAUGAGAAGCUAUGAUGGAUUACCUUAUCACCUCAAGUCUUGUUUCCUAUAUAUGCCCAUCUUUCCUGAAGAUUACAAGGUUGGAAGGGGACGCUUGGCACGUCGGUGGAGUGCAGAGGGUUACUCAAGGGGGGUGCGUGGUAAGUCCGCGGAGGAAAUAGCGGAUGGCUACUUCAUGGAACUUAUAAGUAGGAGUAUGAUCCUACCAUCUCAACAAUCAAUUCUUGGUAGAAAUGGAAUUGGUUCCUGCCAAGUCCAUGAUCUUAUCCGUGAAAUUGGUGUCUCCAAGUCGAUGGAAGAAAAUCUUGUUUUUACACUGGAGGAAGGUUGCAGCUCAAAUAGCCAGGCCAUGGUGCGCCACCUGGCUAUAAGCAGCAACUGGGAGGGAGAUAAGAAUGAGUUUGAGAGCACAGUGGACAUGUCCCGUCUACGGUCAAUUACAUGUUUUGGAAAGUGGAAGUCAUUUUUUGUUUUUGACAAGAUGAGGUUGCUACGAGUGCUAGACCUGGAAGACACGGCAGGUCUAUAUCCUCAUAACCUUAAGGAUAUUGGGAAGCUUCUUCACCUAAGAUAUCUUUCUCUAAGAGGAUGUGGUGAUAUUUCUUACCUGCCAGAUUUACUGGGCAACCUGAGGCAACUCGAGACGCUAGAUGUCAGAGAUACUUGGAUUGUCCAGUUGCCAAAGAGCAUCAUCAAGCUUCGGAAGCUAAACUAUCUUCGAACUAGCAGAAAACCGGCUAAUGAUGAUAUCGAAGAAGUUGUGGGCUUACCCGAGGAAAUAAAUAACCGCCCAUGCGAGUUGUGUGUCAUUAUGGGGAUAUGUUGUUUAGGGUGUUGUGCAGUUCAGUGUAUUGCUGAUAUUGAUUUAAACAGUUAUGACAUAUGCACUACCUUUUGCUGCUAUGGCUUUCCUGCUGUGGCUAUGCGGCUCGACUUGUAUGGUGUGCUAGUGCCCAGAGGGAUGAGAAAACUUAAAAACCUGCACACACUGGCUGUUGUGAACAUCGGACGGCAAGGGAAGCUCAUACUAAAGGACAUAGAAGGACUCACCCAACUGCGCAAGUUGGGAGUGACUGGCGUCAAUAAGGUAAAUGGCCAAGAGUUGUGUUCGGCAAUUGUUGGCCUGAGCCGCCUGGAAUCUUUGUCAAUCCGGUCAGAGGGGGAGCCAGGUUUAUGUGGCUGCUUGGAUGGAGACUUCUCGUUUCCGGAGACACUUCAGAGCCUCAAGCUGUAUGGCAACCUGGCCAAACUGCCGGAAUGGAUCCAGGGGCUCAAGAAUCUGGUUACGCUGAAGCUGCGGAGCUCCAGGAUAACAGAGCACGAUGCUGCCAUACAAAUCCUUGGGAAUCUAUCCAAUCUGGUGUUCCUGCAUCUGUUGGAGAAGUCACUCGUGGGUGAAGAGGUCCGUCUCAGUUUCCAGAAGGGGAUGUUCCCGAGCCUGGUGGUGUUGGAGCUGAGCAUGGGAUACGGAACAAGACUCAAGUCCGUCAAGUUUGAACAAAAAACAACCCCGAGGCUUGAGGUGCUCCAGUUUCGUCAGACUGCAUACAUCGACAGUGGUUUCCUUUCAGGGCUAUUCUCUCUAGCUAGCUUAAAGGAAGUUGUGCUACAACAUGGCUACUUUGGUUCCGAAUUGGAAUACCUGAGGACCGAGCUCACCAAGAACCCAAAUCUACCCGUGGUGAAGUGGGUCUUUUAAAGCUUCAGAGGUCAAUCACGCCCAACAAUCCAAGGCAAGCUAGGCGUACUGUCGUAUUUUCAUUUGUGUGCGCUGUGCAGUAUCUACGUGCAGUUUUUCUUUCUUCCUUUUUCUGUUGGAAGUUCAUCUAUGAUAAAUAAAUCGU